ACGCGCAUCAAAAGAGCAGUCUCUUCGUCACUCCAAACAAAAUUAUGAUUUCGGGACGCCAUGUUUUAAGUGAAAUGUAUUACACAUGCGCGGCUGUGUGCACAAGCUAUCAUACAGUGUUCUCACUUCUCAUAAACGACCCACGAACAAUGCCCACGAAUCCUUUCUUAUCCAUUAAUAAGUGCUACAAAGCUAAAUAGUGUGUAAACGGAAAGCGUAAACGCUCGAGUUUUAAACGACUUGUGUAAACACCUUCGCCCGUGCAAGUUUUUGAGCGGACGAAAACUUAUCCGGUCUCGUGUAAACGUAGCCUAAGAAUUAAAGGUUGAAAUGUAAGAGUUACAUGGCUGAAAUGGAUGUGUUUCAUCAUAUUUUGUACUACAUGAAGUUCCUUGCUGCUAAGAAAAUAUGGCGUGUCUUUUGUUUACAACCUACGACCAUGCGUAACGAUAGAGAAUAAUGUCCAUGAUCAUGUCUGAUAGAAAGAAACGCCACCAUUUCGUGCAUUAUGAUUGGCUGGAAAGUCAGGAAGGAAAAGAAUUCCUUGGCAUUCUCUUAAGACGAAAUAAACGAAGAAUAUUCGGAAUUUUGGAGAAACCUGCCCUCCCGUCUGGUAUAGCUCCUCCGAUAGUCCCAUACAAACUGUUACUGCUUGGAAAAGCAGCUGUUGGUAAAACAAGUACGGUAGCAAAGCUUGCUGGAAAAGAACUUGCUUCGACGUACGCUGAAACUCCUGGGAUCCAAACGACUUUGAUAUAUUGGCCUGCAAAGUUAAUAUCCUCGUCCGAAGUCGUUCUAUUUCAACUUCAUUUCUGGGAUGUUGGAGAUUACGCGAUGAAAAAGUUUGAACACAUCAAAAAAUCUUCACAAAUGAAACCGGAUGCCGUGAUAUUCUUCUUCUCUUUUAUAGACAGAGCCAGUUUCGAUGAUUUGCCGUUCUUGAUCACCAGAACAUGCGAAGAACUGGAUGAGCUGCCGAAAAUAACUAUUGGGACUAAGUUUGACAAAGUACUCCAUAGCGAGGUCACCGAAGAAGAACUUCGUGACUUUCAAGAGCAAUGGCAAAUUCUUUUGAAAACUUGCAACAAAGACGGACGCAAACUGGCUGACGGGAGCCUAGAUGGUCGUGCUGGUUUAAUGGAGGUCGCGCCAAUUCUCAACAAGAUUGUUGAUGUUUUGUUGAAAAGACGCGAGGAGAAAAGCUCCAAUCAACAAAAAUCACCAAAAAAACAGCCGAUCGGCAAUCAAGUUUUAGUUACCAUCGAUGUAAAUGAUACUGUGAUCAGGAAUGGUACUGUGAUCAUUAAUGGUACAGAUAUCAGGAAUGGUACUGUGACUAGCAAAGGUACUGUGACUAGCAAUGGUACUGUGAUCAGGAAUGGUACUGUGAUCAGCAAUGGUACUGUGAUCAUUAAUGGUACAGAUAUCAGCCAUGGUACUGUGACUAGCAAUGGUACUGUGAUCAGGAAUGGUACUGUGAUUAGCAAUGGCACCAUUAGAAAUGAUAUCGUGAUCAGAGACAGUCGUGUUCUGAAGUAG
Xenia sp. Carnegie-2017 is the source of this 1539-nucleotide messenger RNA. Its product is annotated as ciliogenesis and planar polarity effector 2-like. The record is from RefSeq and is a predicted model, not a curated record. Gene Ontology annotation, molecular function: GTP binding; GTPase activity. NCBI's taxonomy places the organism in Eukaryota, Metazoa, Cnidaria, Anthozoa, Malacalcyonacea, Xeniidae.